Messenger RNA from Schistosoma spindalis, 2040 nucleotides. NCBI's taxonomy places the organism in Eukaryota, Metazoa, Platyhelminthes, Trematoda, Strigeidida, Schistosomatidae. The record is from the annotation of a GenBank genome assembly.
AUGAGUUCAUGUGGUAGAGCAACAAAAGACUUUUUUAUAAGCCUCAGCAGGAAAAAGGUAAUUGGCAAAAGGGAGUCGUCAAAGGUCGAGUUACGAAGAUGCCUAACUAUCUUUGAUCUUACUGCUUUAGGAGUUGGAACAACUUUAGGUGCUGGAGUGUACAUUCUUGUUGGCGACGUUGCCAAGUUCACAGCUGGUCCUGGGGUUAUAAUAUCUUUUUUAAUCGCAGCGGUGGCUUCUGUUUUAUCAGGAUUAUGUUAUGCCGAGUUUGGAGCCCGUGUACCACAAAGUGGAUCAGCUUAUGUAUAUAGCUACAUUACUGUUGGAGAAAUAAUGGCGUUUACAAUUGGUUGGAAUCUGAUACUAGAAUAUGUAAUCGGCAUCGCAAGUGUUGCACGAGCUUGGAGCUCCAAUUUCGAUGGUAUACUCAACGGCCAAAUAGAAGAAUUUUUUAGGAAGCAUUUGGCAUUAAAUCUCCCUGGUUUAGCUGAAUAUGUGGAUCCACUUGCUGUUGGGUUAAUUAUUUUAAUGACAAUACUUUUAAGCAUCGGUGUACGAGAAUCCGCAAUGAUUAACAAUGUGUUCACAAUAAUCAACCUGUGUGUCAUCAUAUUUAUAGUUGUAACCGGGUUGAUUUAUGCAAAUAUUGAUAACUGGAAAGUUAUUCCAGAGCAUGUUCUUAUCAAUAAUACUGUACAGCGUACGAAUUUAGGAAGUGGCGGGUUUUUUCCUUUUGGUUUGAAUGGCGUACUUUCCGGAGCUGGAACAUGUUUUUUUGCAUUUGUUGGAUUCGAUAUUAUUGCUACAACAGGUGAGGAAGUGCGUAAUCCACAAACAGCGAUUCCUAUAAGUAUUAUCGGAUGCCUGCUAAUAUGUUUCUUGGCAUAUGGUCUUAUAUCUGCUACACUUACGUUGAUGGUACCAUAUUAUUCUAUCUCUUCUGUUGCUGCUCUACCACUUGCAUUUAGUCGCCAUGGCUUACAUUGGGCAAAAUACAUUAUUUCCACUGGGGCUUUGUGUGCUCUAACUACUAGCCUUUUAGGUUCAAUGUUCCCAUUGCCACGCAUUUUGUAUGCUAUGGCAACUGAUGGGUUGUUAUUUGGUUUUUUAAAUCGAAUAAAUUCAAAAGUUAAAACUCCACUUUUAGGUACUAUUGUAUCAGGUGUUAUUGGAUCCAUAAUGACGGCAGUAUUCAGUUUACAAGAUCUAGUCGAUAUGAUGUCGAUUGGAACACUUCUUGCUUAUACUCUAGUAUCUGUUUCUGUGCUUCUUUUGAGAGGACAACAAAUGACCAUUGGAUAUUGCCUUAGGGACACGAAAGAUUAUACAGAAGUAUUGAUGGACGAUGAAAGUUGGCCAGCUGGUAAAUUACCCUUAUCCGAUGAAAAAUCAUAUCCACUCAAGUUUUUGAAUGAAAUAGCAGACAAUACACUUAGUAAUGAUAGAGAACCAUCGAAUGGUUUUGAUGAAUAUUCCGAUCAUAAUAAACAAUCCAUAUCCCCAAAUAACAUUGAUAGUCCAAGUUUAUCAACAACUUUGAAACAAACAAACAAUUCAUCACUUCCUGAUAAUAUUCAUCUCGACAUUUCAAAUUACUUUCGAAGAUGUUUCAAUCUUGAACCUGGUCAGGAUAAACCGUCUAAAACUACUGAAUUAAUUUAUGAAAUAAAUAGUUACUUACUACUUUGCUUCAUUUUUCUCGGCAAUCUGGGUAUAUUACUGUUAGAUAAACUACCUGAGGAGGCGACAAAAUAUAUGAUAGUCACAGUCCCAAUAUGGACUUUCGUUGGGUUAAUGAUACUGACCAGUAUUAUCAUUUGUUCAGCAUUAGCCAGACAACCAGAAAAUCAAACACCUGUGGCAUUCAAAGUCCCUGGGGUUCCAUGGAUUCCAGCUAUUAGUAUAUUUAUUAAUGCAUAUUUAAUGGUUAAAUUGUCAGGGGCUACAUGGAUUAGAUUCUUAGUCUGGAUGAUUAUUGGUUUCACAAUCUACUUUGGUUAUGGAUACUGGCACAGUAAGGAGAGAAAAAGAAAGAAAUAA